This is a messenger RNA of Galleria mellonella (greater wax moth), 929 nucleotides long. Its product is annotated as androgen-dependent TFPI-regulating protein-like. The coding region runs from base 128 to 847 and encodes 239 amino acids. Gene Ontology annotation, cellular component: membrane; endomembrane system. NCBI's taxonomy places the organism in Eukaryota, Metazoa, Arthropoda, Insecta, Lepidoptera, Pyralidae. The transcript has 5 exons. The record is from RefSeq and is a predicted model, not a curated record.
UACGCAGUAAAACACGUUUUUAUUUUUCAUUCAGAUUCAAUACACGACAAACGUUCAUUUUGGCCUCUAUAUUAAAUGUUUUGUGUUUUUCUAAGCAAAUUACGUACACGCAAACACGAGAAGUGUAAUGGAGAAUUUCAUAUAUUACCGUUUACUUGGAUAUGUGGUGACAAUAUGUACGCAUCUUGCCAACUUCGCUGUGGUGACGUCACGGCUGCAACAGAAACUGCCAACCAAUCCUGAACUGACUAUAUUUCUGAACCUACAAUACCGAUACCUCACAGUGUGGACUGCGGUUUUUCAGUUGACCUACGCCAUUGUUGGUCUGGUGUGUGAUACCUUAACAGUAAUAGGAAAAAACUCACCGAGACUUAAAACUAUUAGAGAAUCCAGUAAUAAAUAUUUCUCGGCCAUCGUACUACCCUACACAGUGCUGGUCUUCACACUGUUCUGGCCCAUUUAUUUCUACGACAAGCCACUCGUGUUCCCACCAAAGGGCAACAUGAUCAUAAGUUGCACUUCAAACAUUAUCUUUCACGCGUUCAUACUACCCGUUGUCGUAUGGGAGUUGAUAUUUCAAAGGAAAACAACGAAUGUUUCACAUAAACAGAACUGUUUAUAUAUUUUUCUGAUGUACGUGACAUAUAACAGCGCGUUAUUUUAUACGCGCUAUGGAGAUUAUGGUGUUUGGCCGUACCUUGUCUUGAAGGUACUGGAAGGUACAAUAUUUUUCCCAUUAUUCUUUUUAUACAUAUUAAUAGUACUAUACGUCGGUUACUUUACACAAUGGCGUAUAAAGUCUACCGUCUGGGAACGUAGGGACAAAAGUUGUAUAAAACAAUCUUAAUAUUUAAUUAAUUAUUAAUUACAAAUAACUUAAUAAUUAAUUACUUUUAUAUUUUGCAUUAUUAUACUAAAUUAUUUUUUAA